CUGAGGGCAGCCGUGGCUGGGCAGCGGCGCCAUUGGCGGAGCGUGUGUGCGGGCCCGGGAGCGGCGGCAGCGGCCGGAGCGCGGUGAGGCGGCGGCGGAGCUCGGAGGCGGCCGCAGCGCAGGGCGUGUCUAGAUGGAGAAGGAGGAAAAGCCCUGGAGAUCCCACACAAGGAGUGGCAAACCCAGCCCAGGGAGCUGUGAGGAGCAAAGAGCCCCUCUGAGCCAGGAAGGCGGCCGGAGAUCCAACUGGAGCUCAGAGCUGGUGGAAAAGCCUCUUGGCAGGGAGAAGCCCCACAAGUGCUUGGAAUGUGGGAAGGGUUUUAGUCGGAGCUUAGACCUGAUCAAGCACCAGGUGAUCCACACUGGGGAACGGCCCUACGAGUGUGAGGAGUGUGGGAAGCGUUUCAGCCGGAGCUCCAGCCUGAGGCGGCACCAGGUGAUCCACACUGGGGAGCGGCCCUUUGAGUGUGAGGAGUGUGGGAAGAGCUUCAGGCAGAGGGACCAACUGAUGCAACACCAGAGGAUCCACACCCGGGACCGGCCUUACGAGUGUGGGGAGUGUGGGGUGAGCUUCAGGCAGAGGGGGAGCCUGAUGCAACACCAGCGGAUCCACACUGGGGAAAAACCCUAUGAGUGUGGGGAAUGUGGGAAGUGCUUCAGCCAGAGCAGUAGCCUGAUCCGGCACGAGGUUAUCCACACCAGGGAACGGCCCUACACCUGCUUGGAAUGUGGGAAGAGCUUUGGAUGGAUCUCCGCCCUGAGUAAACACCAGCGCAUCCACACUGGGGAGAGACCCUACGAGUGUCCCCACUGUGGGAAGAGGUUUCAGACCAGCUCUGAUCUCCUCAUACAUCAGCGGAUUCACACGGAGGAGAGGCCCUUCCGCUGCCCCGACUGUGGGAAGGGAUUCAAGCACAACUCCACCCUCAUCACCCACCGGCGCAUCCACACUGGGGAGAGGCCCUACGAGUGUGAUAAAUGCAGGAAGAGGUUUAAGACCAGCUCCUAUCUCCUCCAGCACUAUCGGAUUCACACAGAGGAGAGGCCCUUCCUAUGCCCCGACUGUGGGAAGGGAUUCAAGCACAACUCCACCCCCUCAUCACCCACCGGCGGCGCCAUCCACACUGGGAGAGGCCCUACGAGUGUCCCCAGUGUGGGAAGAGCUUCUCCAGGAGCUCUACCUUGA
Molecule: messenger RNA, 1186 nt
Organism: Camarhynchus parvulus
Lineage: Eukaryota; Metazoa; Chordata; Aves; Passeriformes; Thraupidae
Product: zinc finger protein 239-like
Exons: 2
Coding region: 134-1186 (350 amino acids)
Biological process (GO): regulation of transcription by RNA polymerase II
Molecular function (GO): RNA polymerase II cis-regulatory region sequence-specific DNA binding; DNA-binding transcription factor activity
Source: RefSeq, a predicted model, not a curated record